Messenger RNA from Perca flavescens (yellow perch), 1442 nucleotides. Its product is annotated as ADP-ribosylation factor-like protein 8A. Gene Ontology annotation, cellular component: lysosomal membrane. The transcript has 7 exons. Bases 397 to 960 code for a protein of 187 amino acids. Lineage: Eukaryota; Metazoa; Chordata; Actinopteri; Perciformes; Percidae. Gene Ontology annotation, biological process: anterograde axonal transport; protein transport. Gene Ontology annotation, molecular function: GTPase activity; GTP binding. The record is from RefSeq and is a predicted model, not a curated record.
CAGCCUGAAUACACCGUGUUAUUAAAUAUCCUCUAUCUAUCUUCUUUCUGAUUUAAACUAAGCGACAAAACGAAGACGAACGUUUUCUUUUAUUUUGAAAGGCCGCACCGGAUGUGGUGCGAUGUGUAAUAUUUGACUUGACGGCGCUGGAAGGAAAAGGCGUAGCUAGUAAACACACAGCGGACAUUUAAACACCGUCUUAUUACAUAUUUUCUCCGGUUCAUACAGAGUCGACCGGUGUCGUAUGUUUCGCUGUAACCGUCCGUGGUUGUCACAGUGACUGUCAGCGUCCCAAAAAAUAAAAAAAAAGACUGAAGAAGAAGAGAGAAGCUAGCUAGCAUAGCCACCUAGCCGCCGCCCCGCAGCUAGCUUUAGCAUUAGCAUCAGACGACAAAGAUGAUAGCGCUAAUUAACAAACUGCUGGACUGGUUCAAGGCGCUCUUCUGGAAAGAAGAGAUGGAGCUGACCCUGGUGGGGCUGCAGUACUCGGGGAAAACCACCUUCGUCAACGUGAUAGCGUCUGGCCAGUUCAGUGAAGACAUGAUCCCUACGGUCGGAUUCAACAUGAGGAAGAUCACUAAGGGCAACGUCACCAUCAAGUUGUGGGAUAUCGGCGGCCAGCCUCGGUUCAGGAGCAUGUGGGAGCGUUACUGUCGAGGAGUCAGCGCUAUCGUCUACAUGGUGGACGCAGCGGACCCGGAGAAGAUCGAAGCCUCCAAGAACGAACUCCACAACCUGCUGGACAAACCUCAGCUGCAGGGGAUUCCUGUUUUGGUUCUGGGCAACAAGAGGGACCUACAAGGAGCUCUGGAUGAGAAGGAGCUCAUAGAGAGGAUGAACCUGUCGGCCAUCCAGGACAGAGAGAUCUGCUGUUACUCCAUCUCCUGCAAGGAGAAAGACAACAUCGACAUCACUCUUCAGUGGUUGAUCCAGCACUCCCGGACUAAGAGGAGUUCCUGAGAACAGACCACGCCCCCAACAGAACAGGCCACGCCCACCUGUCCUCUCUCUCUCUCUCUCUCACACACACACACACACACACACACACUUGUUCUUUGAUCAAACCCCCUCCUCCUUCCUUCCAUCUACCCCAUGCUUGUAUUAAAGCCCCUGUUACUCCCACCCUGACUCGUCAGGAUGCACUGAUACCAGAACCGUGACGCCCAGAUCCAGGUAGAACGUGUCAGAAACCCCCAAAAAAACCAAAGCCUCCUGAUCAUCUUCCUGUUUCCUCACGUAGACAAACAUCACUUCUUGUCAGGGUUUUAAAAUGAUGACUUAGCGGGAAUCAGGGCCGCAGCUACUACGACUUUUAUUUUCUGCAUUAAUCGACCGAAUAGAAAGAUGUCGUGCAGCCCAAGAUGACCCCUUUAAAUGUCUUGUUUUCUCCACAACUCAAAGAUGUUCAGUUCCCUGUACAGGAGAGAAGAAACUAGAACAUA